CGCAUCGUCCGAUCGCCAUUUUCACAGGAUUGCAGACGAAAUACUGUUUUCUUACAAAAAAUGUAGCAUUUUGAUGCUGUAAGAUUAAUGUCUUCGGCUUUGGCUAUGUUUAGAACCAAAACAACUCAUGGGGAUAUUAAAAAAUCAGCACAGAAAGUUUCUGACCACAAGAAAGACAGUAUCACCAGGCUGAAACACCUUCGGCUUGUAAUAGAUAAUUAUGAAGUUAUUGAGGCUAAAGCAUUCUUUGAGAGCAAUUACUCCCACAUAUAUUACAUAUUCAAUGACAAUUUUGCUACAGUAGAAGCUGAUUUAAAGCAGAGAGCCAACAAAGCACACAGAGAAGAAUUGGAAGGAAUUCUCAAUAUAUUUGAGAAAAUAUUGUUGUUGUUACCAGAGUUAGUUCAAAGAAGAUGGAUGUUUCACAGUAUUGGUCGAAUAAUGAAGAAACUGCUUCAUCCUGGAAAUGGUAUAAAGACAAGAAAAGAAGGAAUGCGAUUGUUCAUUAUUUGGUACCAGAUAUUACAGGAGAGUGCUUCAGAGGAAUGUCAUGACAUUUUUCUACAACUGGUUCCUGGUUUGGGUGAUGGUAUAGAUCAAACAGCUCUUCAAAGCAAAUCAACUGCAGACAGUUUUGGUGGGAUGAUAUCUCCUGAUGAAAUAACACCAAUUCUACCCAGCAGUGGAGAGAAACUUCCAGAUAAUGUUACAAAACAUUUCUUUGACUGUCUCAUUUAUUACUUAGUGUCAGAGGUGUCUAAAAUUGUAUGGCUGAAUGACAGAAUGAAAGAGACUGGAUUUGUUUUUCUGUUUUAUAAAUUUAAGAGUUCUUACCUAAAAUGGUUGUUACCAGAUUUUGAUAAAAAUAGUAGUGUUUACAGACCAGAACUAGAUUUACCCAGCGUCAGAAAGAUGGAAGACAUGAAGAGUAAGGACUUACCCAAUAAUGUGGCAGAAUGUAGAUACUCUUAUAUUAAAUGGUUGGCACAUUUCAUGAUAAACAGAAAACAAGAAGAUGAAACAAGGGAACCUGAACAGGAAACCACAGAUUCAACAGAUGUUGAUCCAUCAAAAGAACAAGUUGAGUUUAGGAAUAAUACAGCAGAGAGAAUGCCAGGCAGCAAUACAAGUACCCUGUCUACAACCUCUCAUGGCUCGGAACAUGAUUCUACCAACUCAAGUCUUUGUUAUGAAGAAUUUGAAAAUGAAAAUGAUAUUGUUAGAAGUGUCUUAUUUUCAACCCGAGAAAAUGUUAAUGUUAUACAUGAAUCUUUCAGACAAGCAUUGUUGUUUACAUUCAAACAGGCAAAAGCUAUAAAAACUGUAAUUGGUGUGUACAAAGAUUGGUUCCAGCAUGCUGAUUGUAAACCAAUUUUUAUGCAAGAGCCUUGUGAUAUGGAGCAUGGAAGUCAUAAUAGAGAAACACCAGAAAUACCUUCAACUUUAUCUGAUAUCUUAGAGGAGGAUGCUUCAUCAGAUGAAUCAACGUUAAUGAAUUCUGGAAGAAUCAUGCCAUCAUCUUCAGAGAGAUUAGACAAAACUGGUGUGUGUAUACGUAAUCCCUCCUAUCUUGGUGCAAUAGAUGAUUUGGCAGAGGAUCAUUCUCACUGUGACAUACAAGCUGGUGUACAGAAAGUAUUACAGAUCUUUAUAACUAAUGCUUCUAAUGUCUUCCUUCUACAAACAGAAGAUUCAGAAAUGUUGGUAGAACAGGUUGACCUCUGCAAAAAGGUGCUUAAUAUUUAUAGAUUUCUUGUGAUGAACGUCAAGAUGGAACAGAGAACUUGGGAACAGAUGUUGCAGGUUCUUUUGUCUAUUACAUCUGGGGUGCUUGAUACCACAGUGCCUAAAGAAAAAGAAAAGUCACUAGGAGGAAAACUGGCGCAAGCAAUAUUUCAGACUUUAAUAGUAACCUGGAUAAAGGCAAACCUGAAUGUUUUUAUUAGUGUAGAACUGUGGGACAAGUUCUUAGCUGUCCUGUCGUCCCUAACUUCAUGGCCUGAACUAAUAACAGAAUGGGCGAAAACUAUGGAAACUCUGACUCGUAUGUUGGCAAAACAGGUUUACAAUUUAGAUUUACUGGAUUUGCCAUUACAGAGAUUAAGUGAACAAAAGGAAAAGAGAAGGCGUGGAAGAAGUCAAGAUAUUCCGAAAAGUAAAGUCAAUGACAAGAGCUUUUCUAAAGCAUGGAGUAAAAGUGAUUUACCAACGGAAACCCAUUCAUCUUCUAAUAUACAUGGGUCAACAUUUGAAAGAGGGAAACUGAAUAAAAGUGAUGGAGCAGGAGGAAGUAGAUCCCGGCCUGAUUUAGGAAAACAAAGAUCCAGCAGUAAUGUAGCCUCACCUACUCACUCUAGAACACCUUCAAAUGCCUCAGAUACAGCUCUCUAUGUCCACUCAAAAACUACAGAAAACUUUUUUCAUGACCCAGCAGAAUUUUUAGAGCAAUUGAAGGGAAGCUCAACACUUACUUCACCAAAAGAUGAAGACAAAUGCAAUGAUGUAGAAAAUGGGGUAUUUGCUGAAACAUCAUUUAUUUUGGAUUCAGCAUGUGACAUUACUAUUAUUCAAUCUCCACCUGGUAAUGUUUCAGCGGUUACCCAUAAUUAUGGAAAAUCUUGGAGUAUGGAAGAUGUAUUUCUUUCUUUCUUUGGAAAGAAGAGGGCGGGCUCGAUUGGUACAGAAGACCAGGAGGUGGCCUCCAUUACUAUGUCUUCAUUGGAGGACGCAGAUAAGCUACUAGACGACAGUACAGAUAUCAACUUUGAUAAAAGAUAUUCACGAUCUCCAUCACCUGGAUCUGUGAAUUCUAGAACUCCUUCACCAAUAUGUGAAUUAAAUGUAGAAAACCAAACACUUAACAAAGACAGUCCAUCAGCAGACAGGGACAGUCUACACAUAGAAAUGGUUGUUGCCUCAGAUGAAUCUCAUCUAGCUACAGUAUCUGAAUCUUUAGAGGAUAUGAAAGGGGUGUUAGCUGGAGGCUUGGUAACAGGAUGGACACCAGAUGUGGCUGUAGGGUUGUGGAGACGCAUGCUAGGCACUUUAGGAGGAAUCAAUAGAAUAGAAGAUGCAGAAAAUCACGCACUUGUGUUUGAAGAGCUGAGUUUAUUGAUUGAAACAAUGAAUAAGAUGAAAGAGAAUGCAGGUGUAUCAUUAGACAAUUUGUCAUCACCAUUGCCAUCAGAAUAUAUACCACCGCUCUUUUAUUUUGCACCAUGGCUUUUUGAGUGUUUAUCCUUGUCCAAUAAAUACAAGAGAGGAAAGUUGUUAGCCUACCAACUGUUAUGUCAGAUGAUAGUUCAACGACAUGAUGUUCCUGUUCCUUCAGAGAUGGCCUCUCAGUUUUAUCUCUUAUUACACAGAGGAUUAGUGUCAAACGAUCAGGAUAUUAUCAAUGUUUUAGUAAAAUACUGUGGUGUCAAGUUUCUGUCAAUGUCAGUAACAGGAUCAUCAUUAUUAGUAUUAGAUUUCAUACAGGCAGCUGGAGCUGUUAUCUCAGCUGUUGAUAUCAAUGCUUGUCCAAGACCUGAAGCAGUGUCAAUAUUAGGAGGCCUGACUUGUUUUCCUAAUCACUUCACAGAAUUUCAAGUGAUAGACUCCAAUUAUCUCAUGCUGAAAAAGUUACAGUCUAAAGAUUUCAAGGAACAGAUAAUGAUUCAUCUCCUACGAGCUGGAAAGAAAGAACAAAGUGGAUAUGCUAGAUCAGUAGCAGUUAGUGGUAUUGGUAUAUUUCUGUAUGAAGAAUUAAGUCAUGGUACAUUACACCCUAAACUUAAUGAGGCCUUUAUUGUCAUCUUUGGUAAUCUAAGGUGUGUGAACAGAAGUGUUGCUAGGGUUGCUACAGAUAUGUUAACAAUGUUGGUGGACCAUAUAAAAGUAUUACUUGAUUAUCAUCCAGAAUUACCAAAGAGAAUUAUUGAGGUUGUGAUGGCUACAGUAUCAACAUUAAUUCCUGUGUCAGGAAUUUCAAAUUCUGAUGAGGAAAAAAAGCUAAUAAUUUCUAUGAUGUUCUGUGUUGUGGAUUGGUGUAUGCACAUGCCUAUUAAUUCACUUCUAGAAACAACAGACUCGGAUAAAGGAUGUAUAUAUAAAGUCUUUCAGAUGUUGAAUUAUGCUGUUUCUGGUCAUUCUGAGGAAACCUUGAAUCAAGUUAAGCAGUCACUUAUUGGUAUGAUACAAGAUGCAGAUUUUGACAACUUACGAGAUCUGACAUCUAAUUAUACUAGGAGGCCUAGUCCAGAUAAAAUGUCUAGUCGGUCGUCAGAUAGUCCUAAACCAGAAUCUCAUGAUACAGUCAAACUGGCUGCUAAAACUCUUAUAAAUCAUCUAGUCAACCAUUUGUGCCAUUUCCCAAUGGGAUCAGGAGCCUCCAGAAUAAACAGUUCUAUACAGGAGUUCCAUGACUGGGAAGACAUGACCUGUGAUGACCUCAAGUCAGAUCUCUUCUUCUCACCGAACCUACAGUUUUUCAUUUUGAACAAAAGAACUUUGAUAUCAUUCAUAGAGCUUUCUGCAUUGACCAAUGCUCCAGGAGGUGGAGUAACAGCAGGAUUGACCACUGCUAGAACUGUUUGUCGUGUGAUAUUGAGAGACCUUACUGGAAAAUACUCAUGGGAUAGUUCUGUACUCUAUGCCCCACCAUGGUGUAACAAAGGAUCUUCUCUAAAUAAUGCCAAAGCUUUGCUUGAUAUUUGUACAGAAAUUGAGAGGGAGCCACUCUUAAUACAAGAAGAGGAAAUACCACAAUCAAUACUCCCUCGUACUGCUCAUAGAUCUACUUCACAGAUUCCUUAUCACCAAACAGAUAAUGAAAAGGAAUAUGACAAUUUAAAUGAUCUCCUAGGUUAUAUUGGCUAUACAAGCCCUGAGUGUAUCUUGGAACCAGGUUUACCAUUGAAUGUUGAAGCACCUAUUCCAGAAGGUUUAAGUGAAGAUGCUGAAAACGUUGUUACAGAUAUGGUGAUAGAACAGAAAGAAGGAGAGCUGGAAUAUUACCAGAAAAAUAAAAAUAGUCAAAGACAUGUGGAGAAUGUGAAUUUGAUUGCUCAGCCACAGAUGCCAUUAGAGGUCCAGGAUCCUGUAUCACCAUUUCAAAUUUGUAGGAUGCUUCUUAAUCAAAUGGGGCUGUUAGCAUGGGAGAAAAGAUGCAGUUUUGAUCUUCUGAAGAAAUCAGACAGUAUGCUUAGACAGCUAAAGUAUUUAGAUAAUCAAAAGUGUCGAGAAACCCACAAGUUUGCUGUGAUAUAUGUAGCAGAAGGACAGGAAGAUAAAAACUCAAUCCUAAAUAAUACUGGAGGGAGUAAAGCUUAUGAAGACUUUAUAUCAGGAUUAGGAUGGGAGGUUGACUUAGAAACUCACCAGGGAUUCCUUGGAGGUUUACAUCAGAACAAAUCUACAGGAGAUACUGCUCCUUAUUUUGCUACAUCUUUGUAUGAGUGUAUAUAUCAUGUAUCUACCAGAAUGCCCUCCGGUUCAGAUGAAGCAAUUCAUACAAAGAUCAAACAUUUAGGAAAUGAUGAAGUACACAUUGUAUGGUCAGAACAUUUCCGUGAUUAUAGGCGAGGUAUUAUACCUACAGAGUUUGGUGAUGUUAUAAUAGUCAUUUACCCUUUACCUAAUGGUUUGUACAGAAUACAGAUCAUCAGGAAAGCAGAGAUUCCAUAUUUUGGACCUCUAUUUAAUGGUGCAAUAGUGGAUCGUAAAAUCCUGCCAGGUCUAGUCAGGGCUGCUGCAAUAAAUGCAAGUCGUAUUAAAAGGGCUCAAAUGUCCUUGUAUCACUCAUUUUAUGAGGAACGUGCCAAAGGUUUCGACACAUUAGUACAAAAUCACAUAGACAUGACAAUGUUUGAAGAUUUCUCAGCAAGUGUGUUUGCCCCAGUUCUACCAGCUAAUUCUACAAUAUGUGACCAAACUACAGACUUGCCACAGAGUGCAAGUUCCAGUUCAUUAGAACAGACAUUUACGAGUCCUGAUCAAAUGUCACCCUCUAGUGCUAGACAAAGUCGAGUAUAUAACUGAAGAGAUGUGGUAGUAGCACUGAUACUGCUAAUGAAGAAGGCCCUAUUAAAAGAACAGCCAGAAGACUGUCAUUACGCUCAAGAAAAACAGGAAAAUCUACUUCUGUAACUCCUCCUUCUAGUCCACUUUUAAAACAGUAAUGCAAGUCAUCUCUAGCAGAAUUAACAUUGUAUGAAUUAUUUAUUUAAAGGGUUGUUUACAGUUUAACAAUGCAAGUUAUUUUGUUUAGAAUCUCUCCAAAUAUAUUUACAGUCAGUUAUCUUACCUUAGGCUUAUCCUUCAAGCAAAAUUUUACCAUAUUCUUAACCACGUUUGUCCCAAACAUUUGUGGACUAUAAAUGAACAGUAUUACUAUGGGAUUAUUUGUAUGCCCCACCGACGAUAGAUAAACAAAAUAAUAACCAAUUGAAAUCUACAAUAUAUAUUUUGUGUGAAACCACAUAUAUAGAUAGGUUAUUACUUGUUAACAGAGAUAUGCCAGAUCAAAUGUUUGAAAGAAUUCCAUUUUAAUAUGAAACUUAUAAAAUGGUAUGUGAAGGAAAACCAACAUCUGUCAAAUGUAUAUGGAGUUUUUCUUCUAAAAUCAAGGCAUAUAUUGAAGAAUUUUUAUGUUAAGUGUGUAUGAAAAAUGUGUUUAAAGUUAUGGUGGAUGAUUUAAAAUCUCAUUUUAUGGUGAUCACCCUUUGAUUUUUAGGAAUAGAGCUACAUUGAAGGUGAUAAUUUUAACACUUUGAUAGGCAUCAUAUUAUUAUACAAACUUCAUCAGGAUACAAAAAGAGCUAAUUGUAAUGAAUAUCAGAAAGAAAAAAGUUUAGCAAUAAAUUUCAGAAAAAUGAGAUAUUUUUAUAAAUUUUGAAAAAAGAACUAUUUUUAAUGAAAUCUGAAAAAGGGCUUUUUAAAAUGAUUUUAGAUAUAAAAGAGCUAAUAAUAACGAAAUUUCAGAAAUAAAAGAGAUAUUUUUAUGAAUUCUGAAAAUGGAGCUACUUUUAAUGAAUUUUGAAAAAAGAGCUUUUCAGUAAUGAUUUGAGAAAUAAAGAGCUAUUAGUAAUGAAUUUCAGGAAAAAAGAGCUUUUGUUAUGAAUUUCAGGAAAAAGAGCUUUUGUAAUAAAACUUUUAAAAAAAGAGAUAAUUGUAACGAAUUUCAGUAAAAAGAGAUAAAUUGCAAUGAAUUUCAAAAAAAAAAGAGAUAAUUGUAGUGAAUUUCAGAAAAAAAAGAGAUAAUUGUAAUGAAUUUCAGAAGAAAAAAAAGCUGUUUGUAAAGAUUUCAGAAAAAAGCUAUUUAUAAUGCUAAACAUGGUUUUAAAUUUGUGUAAAAGAAAUUCUUAUCUUUUUAUCUAUCCUAAUAUUGGAGUGGGUGAGAAUAUAACACCUAGCUGCAAAUUUUGCAUGAAUAUUCAAGGAUGAGAACAUAUUAGUAUGGUGUUUACUGUUAUAAACUUAUAAAUCUUGCUUUGUUCUAGACCAACACACUGAGCCAGAUAUUCAGUUUUAUAUGGCAUCCCAUCCGGACUCUGUAUUCUUACUUUUAGUCAACUAUUAUUUGAUCUUAUCCCAAAGUGCUGCAUGCUAGGACCGAAAAGCAGCAGCAUUUACCAUUACUAAUAUCUGUUUUCUUGCACUUGUUGUGGGCAUGAAAGUAAAGAUCACAGAUGGAGUUACAAGUAAUUCAAAAAGAAAGGGUGGAAAUCUUUCUGAAAAUUUUCUCUUUGAAAAGUCUUAUUCAUUCCUCUAUUAAAAUCACAGGGGAAGUCACCUUAAGGUUCAAAUAUUAUAUUAUAACUGGGUUUUUGUAUUAUUAUUAAAGUGUUCAUUUAUAUUUAUUUAUUAAAGGUAUUUGAUAUUUAUGUGUAGUCCUGUUAAUACUAAUGAUACUUUGGAUUCAUUAUUAUUUGCUGAAUACCAAUAUUUGUGGAUAUCGGGGUAAAUAUCCCAAGUUUUCCUAAAUCCACAAAAAUUGGCACCAUGAUAAUAAAUGAAUCCACUGUAGGCGUAGUCUGUUAGUUAUCAUAGUUAAAGCUAGGCUGUGAUAUCAAAUAUUGUGUAUUAUUUUAUAAAUUUUAACAUUUAGCAUCUUUUAAUACCAUAAACCAAAAGUUGCAAUUGAAAUGUGAGUUUCUGUUAAGGUAGACCAGAUAAAUUUGGAAUAGAUGGAGGUGUUGGGGUUUUACUACAUCUCUAUAAAGACUUAAUCAAAUGGCACUUACAGUAUAUGUCCUCAUUAAUAAAAACAACAUUUGUAAUGAUUAACUGUCAUCAAAGACCAAUUUCGGAAAAGAACCUUAAAAUGACGUUUGUAAUUUUUUUAUUUUUUGUUAUACAUGUUCUGUCGCAUAUAUCUGAAUCAAAAGAGAUUUAUAAUUGCCAAUUACUUAAUUGCUUUCGUAGUACUAGUUUAAGUUAAAACACUGUUAGUAUUCUCUUUCUGUUUACAGUAUUUAAUGUUCUCAGGGAAUUUAAAAGUGCAUUUAUUGUAGCUACUUAUAAUGUAUAAUAUCUAUUUUUAUUGUAUUCGGAAUAAGAAACGUUAAUUUUUCAAUUAAGGAGAGAUACGAUAGACAAAUCAUCAUUAGAAAUAAUAAUUACAACUACUUACUUAUAGCCUUAAUUUAUGUAUGUAACAUUGAAAGCAAACAGUUUAACUUUGUAUCUUUCAGUUAGUUGAAUUAUGAUUUCGAUAAACCUCACUAUUUUCAAGUUCUAUGGCAUGCAGACCAUAUACAUGUACUAGUAAAGUCUAUCAAGCAUUUUUAUUUGGUGUUCAUUACCCCUUUUUAUCUUCCGCUAAGUUAAACUGAAAAGAUGCUUGCUAAUAACCUUUAAGUAAUGUAUGUUAUAAUGCAUAUACUUGUAUCUAAAUCAAAUGAGUUUGUUUAGGCAGGUUAUUGGCCUUGUUAGUCUAUACUCAUAUAAUAUUGAAAAAACACAAAUGAACGUGCAAUAAUAGACAUUGUGCCAUAUUAUUGGUAUCACUGCCAUUAUUGGCAUACUUAUAGAAUCAUCUUAAUAUGUACUGUUGUGAUGUUAUCAUUUACAUGUUUAUGUUCUCCUCAGUUCUUAUCUUUUAUUUCUAAUAUAUAAACUGUGAUUUUCUGAAAGAGAAAUAAAUGUAUGGUGUAUCAGUUUUCGUUUGCUAAUGUCUUUUCUGAUACUUAAGUUGGGACCAAAAUACAUUAUAAAAAUAGUAUACACAUAGAAUUAAAAUUUGCCUCACACUAUUGGUCCAGAAGAAUCCAUUGAUAACUUUAGUAGAAGAGAAAAAAAUAAGGGGACGACAAUUAACUCAAGAUUGCUGUACCUACAAAAAUGAAUAUUGGGAAGCAAGUUUUAGAUGUAGCAGAUAAUGAGAUAUAGUUUUAUUUUGGGCUUCUAUCUGAUUGGUGAAACUUUUCUCCCAAAUUUAUAUCGUAAAGUCCAUACAAUCAUUUGAAAACGUAAAACAUUGUUUUAGUUCAGUUUGGCUCAUUUUCAACAGAUCUAUCAUCUUUUUCAUUGUAGUAGUGUUUGUGCAUGCUAUUCAAUGGACAUAAUUGAGGUCUCCAAACUUUUAACCUUUUUUUUUAAUUCCAAAUGUUUUUUAAAUAGCCAAUGGUGAUCAUUUUAAAAAGUCAAAAAGUGUUUUAAUUUUCUGACAUUUUUUAGGUCUUGAAUUGAUUGUUCUAUCAUAUGUUUUAUAAAGCAAUAUCAUACAAUAAACUCGUGCUGCUGAAAAUGUGUAUAUGAAGUCAAUUUGGAUGGACAUUCUAUAUCUACAGUUCUGCCUGAAAAAUCUCACUUUAUUCCUUUUGUUUUCAGAUAAUUUUGAGUUGUAACUAGUACUUUUAAUGCAUGUUAAGUGUAGAAUUUAGUCAAAUAACUACUGCAAAUCCUUAUACUGUGUGUUGUAUUAAAAUAACCAUGUAAUUGUUAUAUCAUAUCAAACACAACUUUGUAUUGACUCAUAUCAUUUUAUCGAUGGUAAUAAAAGUAAAGAAACAAA
Messenger RNA from Mytilus trossulus (common blue mussel), 9997 nucleotides. Its product is annotated as ral GTPase-activating protein subunit alpha-1-like. Gene Ontology annotation, molecular function: GTPase activator activity. The record is from RefSeq and is a predicted model, not a curated record. Gene Ontology annotation, cellular component: nucleus; cytoplasm. The transcript is spliced from 51 exons. The coding region runs from base 88 to 6021 and encodes 1977 amino acids. Lineage: Eukaryota; Metazoa; Mollusca; Bivalvia; Mytilida; Mytilidae. Gene Ontology annotation, biological process: regulation of small GTPase mediated signal transduction; positive regulation of GTPase activity.